Molecule: messenger RNA, 1792 nt
Organism: Hypanus sabinus (Atlantic stingray)
Lineage: Eukaryota; Metazoa; Chordata; Chondrichthyes; Myliobatiformes; Dasyatidae
Product: splicing regulatory glutamine/lysine-rich protein 1-like
Exons: 2
Coding region: 98-1792 (564 amino acids)
Source: RefSeq, a predicted model, not a curated record
GCGGUGUGGAAAGGAGAGAGACGAGAGUGAGACACGGUGCGGAAAGGAGAGAGACAAGAACAAGACACGGUGUGGAAAGGAGAGAGACGAGAGCGAGAUGCCGUGUGGAAAGGAGAAAGACGAGAACGAGACGCGGUGUGGCAAGGAGAGAGUCAAGAGCGAGACAUGGUGUGGAAAGGAGAGGGACAAGAACAAGACGCGGUGUGGAAAGGAGAGAGUCAAGAGCGAGACACGGUGCGGAAAGAAGAGAGACGAGAGUGAGACACGGUGUGGAAAGGAGAGAGACAAGAGCGAGAUGCGGUGUGGAAAGGAGAGAGACAAGAGCAAGACACGGUGUGGAAAGGAGAGAGACAAGAACGAGACACGGUGUGGAAAGGAGAGAGACGAGAGCGAGAUGCCAUGUGGAAAGGAGAAAGACGAGAGUGAGACACGGUGUGGAAAGGAGAGAGACGAGAACGAGACGCGGUGUGGCAAGGAGAGAGUCAAGAAUGAGACAUGGUGUGGAAAGGAGAGGGACAAGAACAAGACGCGGUGUGGAAAGGAGAGAGACGAGAGUGAGACACGGUGCGGAAAGGAGAGAGACAAGAACGAGACGCGGUGUGGAAAGGAGAGAGACGAGAGCAAGAUGCCGUGUGGAAAGGAGAAAGACGAGAGCGAGACACGGUGUGGAAAGAAGAGAGACGAGAGUGAGACACGGUGUGGAAAGGAGAGAGACAAGAGCGAGACGCGGUGUGGAAAGGAGAGAGACAAGAGCAAGACGCGGUGUGGAAAGGAGAGAGUCAAGAGCGAGACAUGGUGUGGAAAGGAGAGGGACAAGAACAAGACGCGGUGUGGAAAGGAGAGAGACGAGAGUGAGACACGGUGCGGAAAGGAGAGAGACAAGAACGAGACGCGGUGUGGAAAGGAGAGAGACGAGAGCAAGAUGCCGUGUGGAAAGGAGAAAGACGAGAGCGAGACACGGUGUGGAAAGAAGAGAGACGAGAACGAGACGCGGUGUGGCAAGGAGAGAGUCAAGAACGAGACAUGGUGUGGAAAGGAGAGGGACAAGAACGAGACGCGGUGUGGAAAGGAGAGGGACAAGAACGAGACACGGUGUGGAAAGGAGAGAGUCAAGAACGAGACAUGGUGUGGAAAGGAGAGAGACAAGAACGAGACGCGGUGUGGAAAGGAGAGAGACGAGAGCAAGAUGCCGUGUGGAAAGGAGAAAGACGAGAGCGAGACGCGGUGUGGAAAGGAGAGAGACAAGAGCAAGACGCGGUGUGGAAAGGAGAGAGUCAAGAGCGAGACAUGGUGUGGAAAGGAGAGGGACAAGAACAAGACGCGGUGUGGAAAGGAGAGAGACGAGAGUGAGACACGGUGCGGAAAGGAGAGAGACAAGAACGAGACGCGGUGUGGAAAGGAGAGAGACGAGAGCAAGAUGCCGUGUGGAAAGGAGAAAGACGAGAGCGAGACACGGUGUGGAAAGAAGAGAGACGAGAACGAGACGCGGUGUGGCAAGGAGAGAGUCAAGAACGAGACAUGGUGUGGAAAGGAGAGGGACAAGAACGAGACGCGGUGUGGAAAGGAGAGGGACAAGAGCGAGACGCGGUGUGGAAAGGAGAGAGUCAAGAGCGAGACAUGGUGUGGAAAGGAGAGAGUCAAGAACGAGACGCGGUGUGGAAAGGAGAGAGUCAAGAACGAGACAUGGUGUGGAAAGGAGAGGGACAAGAACGAGACGCGGUGUGGAAAGGAGAGAGACGAGAGCGAGAUGCCGUGUGGAAAGGAGAAAGACGAGAGCGAGACACGGUGCUGA